Caenorhabditis sp. 36 PRJEB53466 is the source of this 2309-nucleotide messenger RNA. NCBI's taxonomy places the organism in Eukaryota, Metazoa, Nematoda, Chromadorea, Rhabditida, Rhabditidae. The record is from the annotation of a GenBank genome assembly.
AUGCUCGCCCUCCAAAUAAUCCAGUACGUUGGAUUCGUGAGCGCUCAACUCACCAACGCCACGUUGCUCUGCUUGAUUGCCAAGAGGGCGGACCGGAAAAAGUUUGGAAGCUAUCGAUAUUUGAUGCUCGUCUACGCCGCCUACUCGCUCGUUUACGCGUGGAUCGAGGUCGUUACGCAACCGGUAAGCGGGACAUUUUGAUCCGAUCGGGACCAAAAUAGAAGUGUGUAACUGUAACCCGUAACCAGAGUUGAGCGGAAAAACUCAACGAAAGAACACGGAAGAAUUUUUAUCUUUUUUUGAAAAUUUUUUCAUGGAAUGUGAUCAACUGACGAAAUGUUCAGCAAAGUGAACUGUGCUCAUAGAAAAAUAAUUGUGAAUUUAGCUUUUCAUACAAAAAAGUUAUUCCUUCCGUCUUCCCCGUUAGCCGCCUUUUUUUCACGGAACAACUCAUAACUUUUUUGUAUGAAAAGCUAAAUUUACAAUUAUUUUUCUAUGAGCAGAGUUCACUUUGCUGAACAUUUCGUCAGUUGAUCACAUUCCAUGAAAAAAUUUUCUAAAAAAGAUAUAGAAAUUCUUCCGUUGAGUUCUGCCGUUGGGUUCUUCCGCUCAACUCUGCCCGUAACCCUUCAAUUUACGCGCGAUUACAAAGAAGAACAUGAUUACCAAAACAGGGUACAAUUGACAGCCGGUGUACCCUGUACCGAACUAGAAAACAAUUGAAUAGUUAGGUGCUAAUCCCCCCCUCUUUUGAGACCGAAAUAAAGACAGUCUAGGACAGACGGGUGCCAGAAGUCUGUUCUGGAAGUUCAGCCUCGUUAGUACUUCCCAACCGAGUACUUGGAUUAAUCGAAUAUGAAUAAGCUGUAAGGGGGUGCCGAUUCCGUGCCUGCUACGCGCUGAACCCUUGCCACAACCCUGCUCCCGUGCCGCUCAAAAACCUUGCUUCCCUCCCAUCCCACUCUUUUCUGUUGUACGCCCUAUCCAUGCUGAUGCCAUGCCGGAUCCGUGCGUGACACACGCUCACCCCAUGCUACCGUAGCAACUUGCUGUUCGCUUGCCGCUCUCUCUCGUGUGUCUCCGCACUUUAAGUUCGCUAACAUCACAGAACACUGAUGCCAUUAGAGUGCGUAAAGUACAGUGUCUGGGGGGUGAAUUCGGCUCAACACGACAAAUUUUCGGCGGGCCGAAGAUCACACCGCGUUUGCAGGUAAUGCACAUCUUGCCGCCCGUCUACGUCGUCUACAUGGACAGUCCGUUAAAGUACGAAAAGUGGAUUGGCAAAUUUAUCACGUGUAGGUGCCGAAUACCGCAAAAUUGUAGGCUCCACUCCAACAUUUAGGCCUAUAUUGUGGCUCGUUCGCCGGCGUCAUUUCACUACUCGCCGCUCAGUUUCUCUAUCGAUUUGUGGCUGUUUGUAGGCGAGUCAAGCGUGUUUUUUAAAAGUACAUUUAGUAUUUAAAUCCUUUACAGACCCUAUAACUUGCACAAAAUAGAGAACGGCAGACUUUACAAACUCAUCCUUCCCUGCCUAUUCUAUUUCGUCGCCUGGUUCGAAUUCAUCUUCUGGGGAAUGGAGAACACUCGCGAGAAGCAGGAAUAUCUACGGUGAUCGCACUGAGAGACUGAUUCGACAAUAUCGGUGCCAAAAUGUUUAGGGAGGAGCUCAAAACCUAUUACAACGAGGAUUCGACCCGCGUUUCGUUCAUCGCCGGCAAAUAUUGGCGCGUUUCGGAGGAGGGCCACAAAAUUUGGAACGUUUUCGAGAUUUUCUGCACUUUGGGUUGUGUUUUUAUUAUUGUCAGCCUACAAUAUCUCAAUUCGUGCGCAAAAAACUGUGAUAUUGUAGACGUCCUGCUUCUCGACCAUUGUUUAUUGUGCCUCGCACAUUUACACAUCCAUCAAGGGCACCGCUAGUCUUAUGAGUCACAAAGCGUUGGAUUUGAAUCGCCAACUUUUGGCCACACUCACUUUUCAGGCAACUUUCCACGUGAUUCUUAUAUGCUCGCAUUCGUUGCAGACAGUCCUUCCAUUUUUCAUGAUGUACAGUCCGGUGGGCCUUCUGCUCACCCUUCCGAUCUUUCAAGUUCACGUCGGAAGAUUCGCCAAUUUCACCGGCGCCAGUCUGGCCGUUUAUCCGUCGCUCGAGCCGCUCGUCGCCAUUUUUUGCAUCAAAGAUUUUCGCGCGGCAGUGUUCGGUGAGUCGAGCUUUGAGAAUAACAACAAAAAAAACGACAACAAGUUCAGGCCGUUCUGAAAAGAAAAUCGCGCUUCAACCAAUCGGCACCUUAACGUCUAUACCUUCUUGA